Molecule: messenger RNA, 1656 nt
Organism: Didymella exigua CBS 183.55
Lineage: Eukaryota; Fungi; Ascomycota; Dothideomycetes; Pleosporales; Didymellaceae
Product: SGNH hydrolase
Exons: 3
Coding region: 177-1505 (442 amino acids)
Source: RefSeq, a predicted model, not a curated record
GUCAGGCACAAGUUGCGACUUCAGCCAGAAUGCCAGCUCGUAUUCAAAUUGCAUCAUUGAUUUUCCCCCUAGUGCCCUUCUCUCCGCAAUAUCUCCGCAAUUUACCACAGUGAUGCUAUAAUAACUGCGCCCCCGUCGCACUUGUGACCACUGACUUUGCUGUUGAAGUCUUCAAGAUGUUGUUCACCAAGGUCGUCUCCGUGUUAGCCGGUGCUGUCGUCUUUGCCCAGGGACAGUCUAACAAUGGCACCAGCAUCCGCCCAAACCCUCCCAAGGGACAUUGGGUAGAUGCAUGGGCAAGCAUGCCGCAGCUCACAGAGCCAGCUAAUCUACCUCCAGCACCCUUCAACCAAACCGGUGCAGUGUUUGUCAAUUCGACCAUUCGACAAACCCUAUAUAUGACAACAGAAGCUUCACAGAUACGGAUCAAGAUAUCAAACGUCUUCGGUGGCUCGAACUUGCCCAUCACAGCAGUCACAGUCGCUCUACCCAUCAACCAGACAGCAGGCAUCCACCAGAUCCAGGCCAACACUUUGCAGCAAGUGACUUUCUCCGGCAUGAGCUCAAUCAGUAUCCCAAAUGGUGCACUUGCAGUCUCAGACCCUAUCAACUUCCCCAUCAAGGCACAGCAAGUAAUCACAGUUACAGCGUACCUCGCAGCUGGCCAGACGACCAACUCCAUUACCAGUCACCCCGGUAGCAGAACGACCAGCUGGUGGCAGUUCGGCAACGCCGUCGACGCCGCACAACUCACUAUCACGGACGCUACCACCCAAUCCGCAGCACACUGGUACUUUCUCUCCAGCAUCGAAGCAUGGGUCCCCAAGAACACUGGCAGCCUCUUGAUCGUAGGUGACUCCAUCACCGACGGCCGCGGCUCCACCCCAAACGCAAACAACCGCUGGCCGGAUCUGCUCCUCACCCGCCUACAAAAGAAUGCUGCAACAAAGCACAUCUCCUUUGGCAACCUUGCAGCAGGCGGCAACCGCAUCUUAGUCGACGGUCUGGGCCCGAAUGCAUUCGGCCGCAUCAGCCGCGAUGUGCUCGCCCACCCGGGCGUGAAGUACGCGAUGAUCUUUGAGGGCGUGAAUGAUAUUGGGACUGCGGCGGCGACUGUAGAUGCGCAGAAUGCUGUAUAUGAGAACCUUGUGCAGGCAUAUCGGCAGACGGUCACGCUGAUUCAUGCAAAUGGUAUCCCGGUGUUUGGCGCCACUAUUACUCCGUUCUCCGCGCCGAGUAACUUCACGGAGCAGCCGUACUCGAGUCCUGUGAGGGAAGCGACGAGGCAGAAGAUCAAUGACUUCAUUCGCAAUUCAGGCACCUUUGAUGCAGUUGCGGACUUCGACAAGUUCCUCGCUGACUCGAGCAUCCCGAGUCAACUUGCGCCUCAGUAUAACUCUGGUGACUACCUACACCCGGGCCCUGUAGGUUAUCAGCAUUUGGCUGAUCAGUUCCCGGUGGAGAUGUUCGCGAAUUUCAAGGACGGUGUCAGCGGCUUCAUUUGAGUGUGAAGGAGGGUGUAAGCUCGGCAGGGAGUGCAACACAAUGAUACCCCCGACUGUUGUUCGAAUAUUAAUGCCAUGAAGGCGCUUGAGUAUGAACGUUACCAUUGAUCCUAUCCGAGUACCACCUUGAUGAACUAUAUUGCUACUUGAG